UUUGUCUCCUGCGAGCUUCCGUAGCGCGCGUGACAUCUGCACUUUACUUCAUGCGCAUGCUGUCAGUGUGGAUUCAGCACAGAAAUGAGUGCUUUUACAGUGUGUCUUAAUGACAUAAAUACUUGAUUUGAAGAAGAGUGCUUGAAGAAUACACGCGCUGAAGUGCCUGCUGAUGAUGUCUGCGAUGGUGCUGUUUCAUCUUGUGGCAAAGCGCUGGCUUUAUGCCCACAUACAAUGCGUUUCCAUCUUUAGAUCCCAACGUUUAUCAUCAAACGUGGAAAAUGGAGAGCAAAAUAGAGAAGAAGAAACAGAAAACACGCUGGUGUACAAGCCCUCGGCCUACUACCAGAGACCGACAGUACAUUCCUCUACCACGGGCCGCUCAGAAACUGAAGAAAAAUUGUCCGGUAAUCUCCCCUUAAACCCUGCGUUCCGUCAACAGCGUAGCCCGUACAGUAUUAGCGCCUCACAAUGGCUCUCCAGCACCAAGAACACGCUGUUAAGCACAGCUUCAAACCGAGGAGCCAUUCCAACCCCAAACGCCACCAAAGAGCCAAGCAUCAACAGCGACCUACGAGCCUUUCAGAGAUGUCGGCCUGAAUACCGCAAUAUGACCCAUGACCCAUCCCAACGCUCAUCAACGGUAGACCUCAAUGAGGCCUUGUUAGUUCUUCAUAAAGUCGCGGUGCAAAAAGACAACAUGGAACCUUCAGAAGUAACUAAUUUCUUGUCCAAACUUGGUCAGAUUCCCCAAGAACAGACCGCGGUCGUAAGGGGCGACAAGCGAUUCAACACGCUCCUGCGGUACAGCGUGGAGAUCCUGCAAAACUUCACCACGCCGCAGUUAUUGGAUGCACUGAGGGCCUUCGUGAACUUAGGCUUGCCUCAAUCCCAUAGCGUUCUGGGAUUGUACGAAACCGAGUUCUGUCGGCGAGCAGGCGAGAUGGAGCUUCACCAGUUGCUGCUCGCCGCCAACUUGUGGCGAUGCCUCCGUCGAGUUGUUUCUAAGUACCUCGAGAAGCUCUUUGACAACGUGAGCCGAAACUUCAACCAGAUGGGUGUUCCAGAGUUGGUUCAACUCUUGUACAUAAUCGGAGAAGGCAGGAGAUGUCCGGAUACCCUCGUUCAACCCCUCGAGUCAUUACUUAUGCGUCAUUUGAGCCAGUUGAAGCCUGAAGAGCUGGGCACCGUUUGCUUAGGCCUCUUCAAAUCACAACGCUCCCUGUCCGAGGGAGCGACGCGCCGUCUUAUGGACAGGGCAGUUGUUGUAGUCGAGGAUAUGAGCGAUUUUGGCAUCGUUAAUGUAAUGAAGCUUAUGCGAUUUAGCUAUCUAGACCAUCUCCCGUGGUUGGAGGCCAUGGGAUCGGAGGUUCCUCGACGUGCCCCACAAAUGGAGGUUCAAGGUCUUAUGCAUAUCGUCUUGGCUUGCUCCGCUCUGCACUAUCGGAAUGAUCGCGUUCUCUUGGCUGUGGCCGAACGAUUACCCAACGUGGUUGGUGGAUGCCGGAGUAAAGAUGCUGCAAAGAUGCUUUGGGCCUUUGGGAAUUUAGGAGUUCUUUCCAAAGAAUGUCCCAACCUUUAUCCGUGUCUCACUGCGAUCUUACGAGAACGCCAUGCUGAGUUUCAGCGAUACCCCGAACAUCUGUUGACAGCUCUGCUUGGACUUGCUUUUGCCGGUCUGUUCCCCGAAGACCUGCUCAGUCUGGCUUUAAGCGCAGAGUUUGUCAACAAGGCUUGUAAUUCCAAAGAGCUUGAGCUGAAGAAAGACUUAUUCACCUUAGAUGGAACUGUUGGCUUGGAGUUACCCGAGUCGACAGUCCCAAGACUUAGUCUUGCAAUUCGGGAAGAAGUGACCAAACUACUGUGGGAUUUCGCUCAAUUGGAUAUCUGCCAGAAGCCUGAGGUGCUCGAGGCUGAAGAUGUGUUGAGGAAUCUUCUGGGUGGAGAGAUGUUUGUGCGCAAACACAUGAUUCUUCCGCACUUGCGCUCGAUUGAUCUGGAAGUGCACUUAGACCGAAAUGACCAGCCUGUUCCUGUAUCCUCCGAACCUUGCCAACAAAAUCUCGCCUCUCAAAAAUCGGAUGCAAGGCUCUCUGGAGUUACCAUAACUGACGACCUACUAGCUCAACUAACUAAUACACAAAAGACUCCAGUGCAACCAUCUAACCAGUUCUUCCAAAAGCCAGAGAUUCACACCGUCGAACCGGUCAACGAGGAAAGUAUUUUCAAUGUGGGUAUUGACUUGACAGACAAUCUUCUGAUGGCGCUGACCAAAUGUCAAAAGCGUUCGUCUCACCUGGAUGAUUCUAAACCAUCGAUUCAGAGACUUGCUGUUCAAGUGACUCAUAGGAACCACUUUUGCUACAGGACUAAGCAGCUGCUUGGAUUGCAUGCACUAAAGAGGAGACAGUUAGCGCUGGCUGGAUACAGAGUCGUAGAGUUGCCUCAUUGGGAAUGGUUUCCCUUGCUGCGACGCUCUUAUGCCGAGAAACUCGCCUAUCUGCACUGCAAGAUAUUCAGCUGUUCUGACUCCAAAAAAUAGACUGAUUGAUUUCUCUACAUGUACAAACUACCAGGUGUUACUCAAUAUACGGCUAACAUUUCUGUUUCAUACUAAACCACAGCAAUGAUGUUUUUUGUUGUUGUUGUUUUGAUGAAACGAUUAUGUGAUUGUAUUGUUGCACGAAAGUCAAUAAAUGACAAAUUGUGCUUUACAGUGUUUGUUACCUGGUUCUAUGAUAUGACUGCACACUGAUGUGCAACUAACUACAAGUUUUUUUUGUACUUAGUGUAAGUAGUUAAUGCUAUUUGUACUGUGCAUUUUUGCUAUGUCUGGUUCUCAAACCCAUUGUGAGAGUAAAUAAGUUUCUCACACUUAUUUUCAAUGCCACAUCAAUCUAGUUCCUAAAAAAUAAACUAACAACUGAAAUCACCUUUGACGGAUUUUUUGAUUGUGAAGCAGUGAAUGCAAGUCUCAAUUUCAAGUCUACUUUGACUUAAAUUUCGUAUGUUUGCAUGCGUUUCAUAUUUUAGUGUUUAACAAGAAAGGUUUUAUGUUUUUUUACUUAACUCUUUAGUGUUUUUAGAAAUGUUGAUUUUUGGCAAAUUUAAUGGAAGCCAUUAGGGGUCAAUUCGACCCCAACAAGAGUUUUAACAAAAAUUGUACAGCCUUUCCAAAACAUAUAUAUGUGGUGAAACUUGCAUGCACAUUCAUGACUCUUAAUGAGAAAUAUUCACAAAUAAAUAGUUUAACCAGUGUUUAGAUCUACUUUUAAUUAUUUGUAAUGCUUUAAGCCCAAUAUAUUAAAGGCUUUUUAUUUCA
This is a messenger RNA of Onychostoma macrolepis, 3322 nucleotides long. RefSeq names its product FAST kinase domain-containing protein 5, mitochondrial (gene fastkd5). Gene Ontology annotation, cellular component: mitochondrial matrix; ribonucleoprotein granule. Gene Ontology annotation, molecular function: RNA binding. The record is from RefSeq and is a predicted model, not a curated record. Lineage: Eukaryota; Metazoa; Chordata; Actinopteri; Cypriniformes; Cyprinidae. Gene Ontology annotation, biological process: mitochondrial RNA processing; regulation of mitochondrial mRNA stability.